GGGAAAAAAAACCCUAAGGCGGCUUCUGUAAUCGUCUAUUUCAGCUUCUCCGACCUCCAUCGUGUUGUCUACCCGCCGCUUCGCCUUCCGACAAACCCAAAGACUUUGUCGGAAACUGACGUCAGCAUGCUCGAGAACCACCGUCUGAACUCCGUCUUCGUACUGCGAUCAAUCAUCCGUACAACCACCGCCGUUACCAUUAUCGCCGGUAUUCACGUAAUUGACGCUAUUAUCGCCUAGCCAACUAACUGAUCCCGUCUCUCACUCUCUCGAUACGCGUCGGUGUUUGAAGAGUUGCCGUCGAUUUGAUCUGGUUCGGUUCCAGAAUCGGGUUCUUUGUGUUGGUAGAUGGCGGCUUUAAAGGGCUAUGGUUUGUGCUACAUGGACUCUGCUCUCCAGCUUCCCUGUCCUCGUCGAUUCGAUGGCUACAAGAGAAGGAACGCAAAAUGGGUCUCCCCGAAGGCAGCUGUUAUACCAAAUUUUCAUCUCCCAAUGCGCAGUUUUGAGGUUAAAAACAGGACAAACACAGAUGAUAUAAAGUCUAUUCGGUUGAUUACAGCCAUUAAGACACCUUAUCUUCCCGAUGGAAGGUUCGACCUCGAAGCAUACGAUGAUUUGGUGAACAUGCAGAUCGAAAACGGCGCUGAGGGUGUUAUAGUCGGUGGUACGACUGGCGAAGGUCAAUUGAUGAGCUGGGAUGAACAUAUAAUGCUCAUUGGCCACACUGUCAACUGUUUUGGUGGGAGAAUCAAGGUCAUUGGGAACACUGGAAGCAACUCAACCCGGGAAGCCAUCCAUGCCACCGAGCAAGGAUUCGCGGUGGGGAUGCAUGCUGCGUUGCACAUAAAUCCUUACUAUGGCAAAACAUCUAUAGAAGGCAUGAUCUCACACUUCAAAACUGUUCUUCACAUGGGACCGACGAUCAUAUACAAUGUGCCAGGUCGGACUGGGCAGGAUAUACCCCCGCUUGUGAUUUCCAAAGUUUCACAAAAUCCCAAUUUGGCCGGUGUUAAGGAGUGUGUAGGGCACGAUCGGGUUGAAGAGUACACGGAAAACGGGAUAGUUGUGUGGAGCGGAAACGAUGAUCAGUGCCAUGAUUCAAGGUGGGAGCAUGGAGCAACUGGAGUUAUAUCAGUUACCAGCAAUUUGGUCCCGGGUCUGAUGAGGAAGUUAAUGUUUGAAGGUAGGAACCCGUCAUUGAAUAGAAAGCUCUUGCCUUUGAUGGAGUGGCUUUUCUAUGAACCAAACCCGAUUGGCCUCAACACAGCUUUGGCUCAGCUAGGAGCUGCACGGCCGGUCUUCAGGUUACCGUACGUGCCAUUGCCUCUGCAUAAAAGGCUCGAGUUUGUGAAACUGGUGGAGGAUAUUGGCCGAGAGCAUUUUGUUGGAGACAGAGACGUUCAGGUUCUUGACGACGACGAUUUCAUCCUAAUCGGCCGUUACUAGUGUUUCUUCUUUGCCUGUUUUUUGUUCUCUCUUUGGUCUGAAAUAAGGAGAUGAAUCUGCUAUACACUCUGUUUGUUUGUGGGUUUCGCUUCUGAAGAAAUCUUUCUGAUCACUUUUUGUUCUUCUGGACCUUUUGUCUGGUCUGAUAGUCUGCAAGAAAUAGUUCUGUUGUUGUUGGAGUUUGCUGUGAUCCUUAUAUAUAUGUCCUUUUUUUUAAUUA
Molecule: messenger RNA, 1666 nt
Organism: Tarenaya hassleriana
Lineage: Eukaryota; Viridiplantae; Streptophyta; Magnoliopsida; Brassicales; Cleomaceae
Product: 4-hydroxy-tetrahydrodipicolinate synthase 2, chloroplastic
Exons: 3
Coding region: 349-1446 (365 amino acids)
Molecular function (GO): 4-hydroxy-tetrahydrodipicolinate synthase activity
Source: RefSeq, a predicted model, not a curated record